Molecule: messenger RNA, 1326 nt
Organism: Brugia pahangi
Lineage: Eukaryota; Metazoa; Nematoda; Chromadorea; Rhabditida; Onchocercidae
Source: the annotation of a GenBank genome assembly
AUGCUUGCAAAAUUUCGCCAAUAUUUUAUUCAAACUUAUACACAAUUAUCAUCUAUGUUGGCAUUACGUGAAAAUAUUCCAUCAUUUUCCUUGCGCUUUUGCAAUACGAAAUCAGAUUUCCGGAUAAAUGAAUUUACUGAUAAAUAUUUAAGUCAUCGAAAGGCUGAAUUUACUGAAAAAUUAGAAAUUAUCUCUUCUACUUAUCAACCAACAAUUCCAAUAUAUCGGGUAACAAAUUCCGAAGGACAAUUUAUUGAUCCUAAUUAUGAUCUUGAUUUAACAAAAGAAAUAGCAAUAAAAAUGUAUCAAAAUAUGAUAACACUUCAUCAAAUGGAUAAAAUUUUAUACGAUUCACAACGUCAAGGACGCAUUUCAUUUUAUUUGACAAAUACCGGUGAAGAGGCUGCACAAAUUGGCUCAACAGCAGCUUUAGAAGAUACAGAUCUAAUCUAUGGCCAAUAUCGUGAAACUGGCUCAUUACUAUAUCGAGGCUUUCCUUUGGAAAAUUUUAUGCAUCAAUGUUAUGGAAAUGCUAAAGAUAUUGGUGGUGGAAAACAAAUGCCAAUACAUUAUGGCUCAUCAGAACAUCAUUUUGUGACAAUUUCAUCAACAUUAGCUACACAAUUACCACAAGCUGUUGGUUCUGCUUAUGCAUUUAAAAGAGAGAAAAAUGGACGAAUAGUGUUAGCAUAUUUUGGUGAAGGUGCAGCAUCAGAAGGUGAUGCACAUGGUGCAAUGAAUAUGGCUUCGACGCUUAAAUGUCCAGUAAUAUUUUUUUGCCGUAAUAAUGGUUAUGCAAUUAGUACACCAACAACGGAACAAUACGGUGGUGAUGGUAUUGCUGGUAAAGCUAUUGGAUACGGUAUUCAUGUGAUACGAGUUGACGGUAAUGAUUUGAUUGCUGUAUAUAAUGCAACAAAAGCAGCCAGACAAAUGGCAAUGGAAAAUGAGCCAAUUCUUAUUGAAGCUAUGACAUAUCGUUUAGGACAUCAUUCAACGUCUGAUGAUUCAACUGCUUAUCGUUCAAAUGAAGAAGUUAACAUUUGGCAACAGAAUGAUAAUCCAAUCAUUCGAUUUCGUACAGUUCUUCAAAAUAUGGAAUGGUGGAAUGAUGAAGAAGAAAUGGCAUAUCGGCAAAAAGCACAGAAAGAAAUUAUGAAGGCAUUUUUGUAUGCCGAAAAAAUACCAAAACCAAAUAUUUUAAGUAUGUUUGAUGAUGUUUACAAGGAAAUGCCGAAAAAUUUACAAGAGCAACGUGACGAACUUGCAGAGCAUUUGAAUAAUUAUGGAAGAUACUAUCCAAUGAAAAAUUUCGAAGGCACUUAA